GAGACGGGUGUGAGGUUAAGUUCCCGUCGCUACUUGCGGUGCAGCUGCUGAACCUGAUCAGGGCGCCUCCCAAGCUACUUGCCCCGCACAGCAGGCUGAAACAUGUGAAGGACAAGGUUGAAUGUUUGCAAAUCCCGACCUUUACAGAGCUCUUCUUGUACGAUCUGGUGGAGCCGGUCGAGAUCAGACCAGACUUCACCUUGUCACUGCGCUGGCGGCGAACUCAUGUGGAGCUACGUGACCGCUGCCCUGGUUUCAUUGCGGGACUGGGAGAUGCAUUUGAGGGUUUUGCCUGCUUCGCAAAGGAGCUUUGCAAGGAGCCUCCUAGGGUCCUAGAAAGCCAGGAUGCCAUUCCGGGCAUACCUGUGGAUGGACGGGAUGCUUGGCCGGACAUCACACAGCCCAGCUUUGUUUUCCAAUUCCUGGGAGCGAAGGCUGAGAAGUGGGCCAUCCCGCACGGGCUUUGUGACUGUCCCCAGUUCAAGAACUCGAGCUCGAGAGAGUCAUGGCCAGAGCUUCCAGACAUGACGGUCGAACCGACCUUGGCGAUCGGCCUCAACUUCUUCGACGUCAUCCAGGCCAUCUUCCGUCCUGCAAUUCUCUUUGUUCUGCUGUGCUUCUUGGUAGGCUCUGGGCGAGCUUUGCAGACCGACCUCUUGGGCAGUGACUUCGCCGGGUUUCUGGGCUUCAAAGCAGCAGCGAGCUUCUUGGCGCUGGCGAUCUUCACAGUGCUUUGCCCGUUUUCUCACUCCAAACACUUCUGCCGCUUCUACCUGAAAGCUGCCCGCACGGUGAACGGAGCCACCGCCUGGGUUCCUGAUGAUAUCAUGCGGCUCCUGCAAGGGAAAGGCUACCUGAUCCCUGGCUUUACUUCAAGCUUCUCUGCGCAGCGACCCGAGGUUUACCUGCCGGAGUCCUUCCACUUCCCGGAGGACUGCGACGGGGUGCAGGCACCGGUUCUUUGGCGCCUUCCGUUCUUCGCGCCUAUGCUGCGGAUGUGGGAUUGCUGCACGCCAGCCACUAAGGAGAACAUGAAGAAGCUCCUUGCUGCCAAGACGGCAUUCGGAAUCAUUCCCGGUGGCAGUGAGGAUGUGGCCAUCCAUGAGCAUGGCAAGGAGAAUGUUUACAUAAACUCUCGGUAUGGCUUCAUCAAGUAUGCCCUGCAGCAUGGAUAUCGCUUGGUCAUCGCGUACACCUUUGGAGAGAAUGACCAGUACUACAGCCUGUCUUGCCUUCGUCCUUUGAAUCUGUGGCUGGUAAAGACCUUCGGCUUCGUGGUCCCGGUCUUCUGGGGGAAGAGCUUCUUCCCUCUGCUGCCUCGCGGUGGAGGCUUGAACACCGUGUAUGGCAGAGCCUUGCAACUGCCGAUGAUCUCAGAUCCCACACUGGAAGAUUUGGUCCAUUGGCACGGGAUCUAUGUCGAUGCCCUUCAUGCACUCUUCAAUGAGUACAAGCAUCAGUUUGGCUUCGGCGACCGGGAGCUGAGAUGCUUCUGA
This is a messenger RNA of Symbiodinium pilosum, 1496 nucleotides long. NCBI's taxonomy places the organism in Eukaryota, Dinophyceae, Suessiales, Symbiodiniaceae. The record is from the annotation of a GenBank genome assembly.